AUGAUCCGUUCUAUUCACACCUUCUCUCUGGUCCCGUCCUCCGCGCUUUCUCUGCCGUCUGCGUCCGGAUUCGUAUCGAUCGAGGUAGGAAGGUCUCCACGCUUUCCUUGCGAUCUGCGUCCGGACUCUUCCAUUUCGAUCGAGGGAGGAAGGUCUUCUCGUCAGCGAACCACUUGAACCCUAAAUUCCCAGGCAUGGGCCUUUGGACAUUGCUCGAGGGCCUUUUGCUCCUUGCAAAUGCAUUGGCGAUACUGAACGAGGACAGGUUCCUUGCUCCCAGGGGAUGGAACUUCAAUGAAGUCUCAGGAGCUGCCAGAGCCAAGUCAUUGAAGGGGCAACUAAUAGGGCUCAUUUACGCAACCCAGUAUCUGAGAGUUCCACUAAUAAUUCUCAAUGCCAUCACCAUUCUCGUGAAACUGGUUUCGGGUUAGCAAGUGAUGAACUUGGUCACAUAGUGUUUGUGGUCUGCUUUCCUCGGAGCCAUUUUUGUCCCUCAGGUGACUUUGUAGGUACACCAUAUAAUAAUCGGUCGGUCAUUUUCUAGAAUCUAGUCUUCGUAUAUAUAUCCUUGGAGAUGCCAGAAAAUCUAUGCACAUCAAAGUUGAAUUUCUCAUCACAACUGGAAGUUAAAAUUGUAUACUAAAUAAGAUUUCAUUUCUUGUA
Messenger RNA from Musa acuminata AAA Group (dessert banana), 663 nucleotides. RefSeq lists its product as uncharacterized. NCBI's taxonomy places the organism in Eukaryota, Viridiplantae, Streptophyta, Magnoliopsida, Zingiberales, Musaceae. Gene Ontology annotation, biological process: endoplasmic reticulum to Golgi vesicle-mediated transport. The transcript is spliced from 2 exons. The record is from RefSeq and is a predicted model, not a curated record. The coding region runs from base 195 to 431 and encodes 78 amino acids. Gene Ontology annotation, cellular component: COPII-coated ER to Golgi transport vesicle; endoplasmic reticulum membrane; Golgi membrane.